ACACCAGGACUGGUAAUAGUAGGUCGCCCUCGACGAUCACGGCUGGAAGGCAGGAGUGGAUCAUCUCGAGGUUUCCUUAUUGAAGGGAAAAAAAAUAAAUCACGCUUUCCUUGCGCCUUUGGAUGCACGCUACGCCCGUUGUUCUGGAUUAAUUUUUCCCCCCCACCUUCCUGAAUUUCAGUUCUUUUUAAUUUACUUUAAAACCACAUUAAGCAUAAUGGGAUCCCAGGCAUCAAAGGGAGGAGUGGCUGUGGAGGGGAAAGCCGCCGAUGCUGACCCGGCUGCCGUCAAGACUAACGGACAGGAGAAUGGCCACGUUAAGACCAAUGGUGACGUCUCUGCCAAGGCAGAGGGAGACGCCGCCACCACCAACGGUUCUGCGGAGGCAGCCAAGGAAUCUGAGGCUGGAGCCGGUGAUGCCAUCGAGCCAGCACCUGCUGCUGAGGGAGAUGCUGCCAAACCUGAGGGCGAGGCCACCAAGGAGACCCCCAAAAAGAAGAAGAAGAAGUUCUCCCUGAAGAACUCCUUCAAAUUCAAGGGCAUCUCGCUGAAGAAGAACAAGAAGAGCGCCGAGGUGAAGGAAGAGGCCGCCGCUGAUGCCGCUCCGGUCGCCGAAGAGAAGCCCGAGGAGAAUGGGGCGGCCGCUGAGGAGAAGAAAGAGGAGGAGGCCAAGGCUGAGGAGACACCCGCCCCUGCAGAGACCCCCAAGGCCGAGGAACCCGCUGCCAAGGCUGAGGAACCGGCUGCCCCCAAGGAAGAGGCUGCUGCACCUGCUGCAGAGCCCACAAAACCAACAGAGGAGACCGGCUCAACACCCGCACCAUCCGAACAGAAGGAGUGAUUGUACUUCACAAAGGACUUUGUGAACUGUUUUUCCAAGAAAAAAUAUAUAUUUAUAUAUAUGUGUAUAUGUAUACAUAUGUAUAUAUACAUGGAUAUAUGUAUAUGUAUAUAUACACAUGUAUGUGAAAAAAAAAGACUCCUCGUGCCACUUUCUUCAAGAUUAACAACAAAUGACAGACUAGAUUCACUAGUUCACUUCCCUGAUAAUGGCUCAAAGAUGUGGAAUUCCGAGCGAAGGCCGAAACCUCUUGGAAGCGGGAUGUCAACGCAAUAGUGAGUUGAGGAUGGGAUCAAGGAGGAGCAUCUUUCAAGCCCACCACAGAAUAGAUGCAACCUUACCAAUGAAUUGUGCAAGAUCAACAUCACCACAUAUAAUGACUGUUAAAAAAAAGGAAAUCGAAAAAGACUUGCCAACUUUCUACAUUCCUAUAUUUUAACCCAAAUUUAAGUAUUUUGUGGUGUAUAGAGAACCAUUUUCAAUAUCCAGAAGGCUUUGUCUCAUUUGUUUGAAAUCGCAUUUUAAUUUUCAUCUUGGCUUAAAAAAAAAAAAAAUACAAAACAAAACAAAAUAAAAACACAUUUGAGCUUGCUAUGUUCACAUUUGAAGUUUUAAAAGAAGCAGAAUUGUUAUGUGUUAAAUGUGAGCCUUGAUCUGCUUUUUGGUCUCUGUAAAUACAUUUGACCAAUUUUGUUCUUUAUUUUGCUAAUGUUUAAAGAUGUUACUGGUUUUAUUGUAAAGUUGAUAAUGGUAAAUAAAUGUUGGUUACCUACAGAUA
Messenger RNA from Carassius auratus (goldfish), 1619 nucleotides. RefSeq names its product MARCKS-like 1b (gene marcksl1b). The coding region runs from base 218 to 841 and encodes 207 amino acids. Lineage: Eukaryota; Metazoa; Chordata; Actinopteri; Cypriniformes; Cyprinidae. Gene Ontology annotation, cellular component: plasma membrane; cytoplasm. Gene Ontology annotation, molecular function: actin filament binding; calmodulin binding. The record is from RefSeq and is a predicted model, not a curated record. The transcript has 2 exons. Gene Ontology annotation, biological process: central nervous system development; actin filament organization.